AUGAGCAGCGGACUCGGCCAACGGCCACUUUCGGAAGUGAGCCCCAUGGCGCAGCGUCGCAACUCGCCUAUCUGGAACCAAACGACUAAGAUGCCGUCCGGCGACUCGACCGCGUACGAUGUUUCACCCUUGAACAAUAAUGCCUCACCGCGUCUCUUCUGGAAAGGUCGCGAAUCCCCGUCGCCCUCGAAGGGCGUUGAAAACUGUGCGCCGUACGAUCCUGAGGGGUGCUAUGUCCCCGCUCGACGCCCGUCGCUUGAGAACUUGAAGCGCGCAUCCCGCGUCAAGAACCAUAGCAUGUUCCGCGAGAGCGGCCAAGAAUAUGAACCGACGCAAGUGUCGGUACCUCACCGUCCUCUCGCGAUCGACCGAUCGCCGAACCGCGAUAGCCAGAUGAACCUUGCAAAGUCCCAAUUCGUCGACAAUGAGCUUGCCGAUCAGGUCCCCCGACCUCACUCUCCGAGCAAAGAUCAACCCUCCCCGAGCAAGUCUUCAUUGUCCAAGGGCAGCAGAUACGGCAAAGGCUUUGACCCUGCGCAUGACAUCUGGUCCGAGUACGAUAGUGCCGGCCACCGACACGCCAAGAGCGUAACCUUUGAUGCCGCUCCCCCCCAAGUUAACGAAUACGAAAUGCGCACCCCCGAUCCAUCAUCUGUUGCCUCUGAAUCGCGCGAAAAUAGCUACGAGUCCGAGGAUGAUGACGAUAUCAGCAGCUUCGAGCACGACUCCUUCAUGGAUCGCGAGGACAGCUUUGAUGCUUCUCUGGAAGAUAUUGAGAAGACCCCAGUGGUGCUCCCGGAGGACUGGCGAUUUAUGAGCCCGGGAAGCGCCAACGGGGAGGAAGACUCCUUUGUUGAGAAAAUGGAGGAUCAGAAUACCGAUAAGCGGCCUGCCUCCCGAGAUGAGGAGAGUAGCCAACACUCACGUGUCGAUUCUCUCGACUCCAAUGGCGAGCGCCGUCCAUUGCCCCCACUUCCUUCCGUCAACCGUCUGUCAGGAUCGCGGCCCUCUUCCCCAGAGAAGCUUGCUGCUGCAUUCGAAUUGGGCAGCGGUGGUCAGCGUGUGUUGCCUGCUCCUCCAGCGGCGGCAUCCUACACCAAGUCUGAUAUCAACGGAGGCAUGUCCCUCGAAGAGCGGCUGCGCCUGAUGAUGCUCAAUGAUAGGAAGGCCGGUGAAAUCCAGGAAGAGCCCGAGCAUGGUGCAGAGGUACCCUCUAAGGAGGAUCCCACCGCCGAAGACCAGGAAACACCCGCCCGAGAGCCUGCUAAGGAAGACAUGUUUUCUCCUCCGCGCAUUUCUCGGGAUUCUAUCCUUCGCGACAUUCGCAAGAAUGACAAUUACGAUGACGAUGUGUUCAACGACGAGGACUCUCAGCUUGAUUCCAGCCCCCAGCGUUACGACAAAUAUGACCCGGAUGUCCCCAUUCCGUCUUUGGAAACCGACUAUGAUGAUGCCGAUGACGAUGAUUCCUCCAGCGUGAUCGUCAAGGAAGAAGCUCACGAUGAGGAUCUUUACUCCAUUCCCGGUUAUUACCAAAACACCUCUGACAACAGUCUCUCUUCGCGGGACCAGCGAGCUAAAUAUGACGAAGACAGCAACUACUCCCUUCGUUCUGCUGCUGAAGAUGCCGACGCGGCCCAUACUGCCGGCAAUGAUGCUAGUUGGGGCUCUGGACAGACCACGCCGAUUGGAGGCGAGGAGAACCGACUUGUGCCUGAACAGGGCCCCAAUGAGGCCAAGGGUGCCCCUGCUCCGGCGCAACCCCAAGCUCUCGAUAUGGCUUCCAUCCGUCAGUCUUUGAAUCGUCCAGUUACCCCCGAAAUCAAGGAAGAAGAGCUUUCUGAGCCAUCUACUCCUGAUUCUGUCAUCCGUCAUCCUGUCCAGGACGAAGAAGAGGAUGAUGAAGAGCAGUACGCAGACGAGGGACAGAGUUCCUCCGACGAGUCUGUCCCUGAGCCAAUUGCGACCAUCAAGGCUUCGGGAAAGGGUCUCAAGACCCGCCCUUCGUUAACCCCCGCUGAUGUCGAGUCUAUGGCUGCGACUCGCCGCAAGAUUAGUGGCCAGCAUGCUCCUCCCGUUCCUGUUCUGCCUUCGCAGACACUCGACGAACCCGAAAAGCCCCAUCAUGAGGAGGGAAACGACAAGGCUACUGACCUUCCGCCCCAGCUGGCUCUCCCGACGAACCUCGACCAGCAGCGCCAGUCCAGCUUGAUGCAACUCGACAUCCCUUUCAGCAUCCAAGAAGAGAGCCUUGGCUCUGGUCUUAACAAGGAAUUUGACCGUGUCAUCGAAUCACAAAAGGUGGAGUUGGCCCAAGCUCUUUCCCAUAUGAAUUAUCGGCAGUCGCCAGUACCGAAGUCGAACGACCCACCGGGGUUCAUUAACUACAGUCUCCCAAGAUCGGUCAAAAUAGAAAGACAUGCUAACUGUUUCCGUCAACAGCGUGGUUAUCUCAUGCGCCAAAACACCAAGGUCGUCAUUGCCAGUAACCGUAACGAAGAUGAAUCGGCUACUCCGACUGAGCAAGCCAUGCAAGAUCCUCGAGGAACUCGCUCGGCAGGCUCAUCUCCGCGCAAACCCAGUCAGCAAACCUGGACAACUGUUCCUUGGAACGGUUCGACUCGUCGUCCAAGUAUCAAGAUGGCAGGCUCCAUUCCCAAGAAGAAGCCUGUCCCUGGAGCUGUUCCUCCUCUGCCCGGCCAGCAGAGCAACGUUCAGGAGCCUCCUGCUACUAUCGAAGAGAACGAGCCAGUCUUGAAUGAUGCUUUCGAAGAUGGUGAAGAGCGUGGUAGAUUGUUCGUCAAGGUCGUUGGUCUCAAGUAUUUAGAUCUGCCGAUGCCUCGUGGUGAGCGAUCGUAUUUCGCACUAACCCUCGACAAUGGUCUCCACUGUGUGACCACGUCCUGGCUCGAACUCGGAAAGACCGCACCCAUUGGCCAGGAGUUUGAGCUCAUCGUGCAGAACGAUCUUGAAUUCCAGCUUACUCUUCAGAUGAAGGUUGACGAGACCAGGCUCUAUCCCCAGGAAAAUGCCGGCUCUCCCAGCCGUCAGAAGACAUCCACUCUCAGCCGUGUUUUUGCUUCGCCCCGUCGUCGCAAGGAGCUCGACCUGAAGCAGCAAAUGCAGUCUCAGCAACAGAAGGCCAUGGAUGUUAACGCCCCCGUCUACGAUCGUUUGCGCAACCUUAUUGCACGUGACGGAAGCUUCGGCCGCGCUUAUGUCGCUUUGAGUGACCACGAGAAGAUGGCUUACGGUCGUCCUUACACUGUAGACAUCGCGUGCUUCAACGAGUGGGCUGUUGACGAGAACCCCAGCAGCGUGAAGAGCAAGAAGAGUGCAACGAGCAUGACCGCACAACGACGACCGCCGUACAAAAUUGGCAAGCUGGAGCUGCAGCUUCUCUUUGUCCCCAAGCCAAAGGGUGGGAAGGACGAAGAUAUGCCUAAGAGCAUGAAUGCUUGUAUUCGUGAGAUGCGCGACGCUGAGAGUGUUGCCGCCCGCAGCUAUGAGGGUUUCCUUUCUCAACAGGGUGGUGAUUGUCCGUUCUGGCGCCGUCGUUUCUUCAAGCUCCAAGGCUCCAAGCUUACAGCCUAUCACGAAACUACUCGGCAACCCCGUGCCACCAUCAACCUGGCAAAGGCUGCCAAGCUCAUCGAUGACCGUUCCUCCCUGACCCAGAAGGAGACAAGCACCCGCAACGGCGGUCGUCGCAAGUCUGCGUUUGCCGAGGAAGAAGAAGGUUACAUGUUCGUCGAAGAGGGUUUCCGAAUCCGCUUUGCCAACGGCGAGGUGAUUGAUUUCUAUGCGGACAGUGCAGCAGACAAGGACGGUUGGCUCCGAGUCAUGUCGGAGGCCGUCGGAAAGGGCUCUACCUCUGGCAACGGUGCCAUCAAGCCGUGGGCCGAACUCGUGCUGAAGCGUGAGCGCAGCAUGAAGACUCGACGCUUGACCACCGAGCGCUUCAACCCUCCCAGUGGUAUUCCCGUUGCCCCAGGCUCACCCACUGGCAAGAGACAAAGUGUUGCAAUGGGACCUCCAGCAUCGGCCGGAACGGGAGCGCAGGCGCCCCAAUCCCCCCGUCCUCGUCACAAGCACACCUACUCUCAGCCUGAGAUUGGCACCGAUGCUCGCCGCCAGAAGACCAGAUCUCUCAUGUUUUGA
This is a messenger RNA of Penicillium argentinense, 4161 nucleotides long. RefSeq lists its product as uncharacterized. Bases 1 to 4161 code for a protein of 1386 amino acids. The transcript is spliced from 4 exons. Lineage: Eukaryota; Fungi; Ascomycota; Eurotiomycetes; Eurotiales; Aspergillaceae. Gene Ontology annotation, molecular function: GTP binding. The record is from RefSeq and is a predicted model, not a curated record.